CACAUCAAUCAUGAACGCUCCGAUUUUCAUCUUGGUUGCUGCCUUGUACGCCCAGAGUGUGUACUGCAGCUACUACCACGGACCCACCGCCAAGCCUGUCGUCCUCCACAACGGCUACCUUGCAGACACCCAUGAGGUAGCAGCAGCCAAGAACGCUCAUCUAGCCGCUCUAGCCAAGGAAUCAAACUAUGGAUACGGUCACGGCCAGGAAUACAGUGGCUCUUAUGACAGCCAUCAUGGAGACAUCAGGUACCACGGACCCACCGCCAUCCCACACGUCCUGCAUGACGGACACAUCGCAGACACUCACGAGGUGGCCGCUGCUAAGGCUGAGCAUUUCGCCGCCGUAGCCAAAGCCGAGGCUCACGGAGGCUACGGUGACCACUACAGUGGCAGAUACGGCUCAGGCUACGGUGCCGACCAUGGACACUCCCAUCAUGUGACGCCUUACCACGGACCCCUCGCCAAGCCCGUGGUGCUCAAGUCCGGAUACCUGGCAGACACUCAUGAGGUCGCUGCCGCCAGAGAACACCAUCUGCAGGCUCUUCACAAGACUAACGGACAUCACCAUUACUAGAAUAUGCUA
This is a messenger RNA of Macrosteles quadrilineatus (aster leafhopper), 586 nucleotides long. RefSeq names its product cuticle protein 5-like. Lineage: Eukaryota; Metazoa; Arthropoda; Insecta; Hemiptera; Cicadellidae. The record is from RefSeq and is a predicted model, not a curated record. The transcript has 2 exons. The coding region runs from base 11 to 577 and encodes 188 amino acids.